Molecule: messenger RNA, 1683 nt
Organism: Lodderomyces pseudojiufengensis
Lineage: Eukaryota; Fungi; Ascomycota; Pichiomycetes; Serinales; Debaryomycetaceae
Gene: GCD6
Product: translation initiation factor eIF2B catalytic subunit epsilon
Exons: 1
Coding region: 1-1683 (560 amino acids)
Biological process (GO): biosynthetic process
Cellular component (GO): eukaryotic translation initiation factor 2B complex
Molecular function (GO): translation initiation factor binding; guanyl-nucleotide exchange factor activity; translation initiation factor activity
Source: RefSeq, a predicted model, not a curated record
AUGCCACCAAAAGUUAAAACACAACAAGAAAAAAUUCAAGCUGUAGUACUAACAGAUUCAUUUGAAGAAAAUUUCACAUCUCAACCAAAAUGUUUACUACCUUUAGUAGGAGCACCACUUAUAGAAUAUACAUUAGAAUUUUUAAAUAAUUCACCAAUAACUGAAAUUUUUAUAAUUGUUACAAAUGAAAAAGUUUAUGAUUACUUAGUCAAAUCAAAAUGGAAAAUUAAUAUAAUAAUGUCUAUGGAAUCUAAGUCUAUUGGCGAUGUAAUGAGAGAUAUAGAUAAUAGAGGUAUAAUAAGUGGUGAUUUUUUAUUUGUUACAGGAGAUAUAAUAACAAAUAUAAAUUUUAAUAAAUUAUGGUCAUAUCAUAAAUCUAAAAAAUUAGAUAAAGAUUAUAUGAUGACAAUUGCAUUAAGUAAUUCAAAAACAAAAUUUACAAAUUCAAUAUUUAUAUUAGAAAAUCAAUCAAAUAAAUGUAUAUAUUAUCAAGAUUAUCAAAAAACUAUAGAUAUUGAUCCCGAAUUAAUUGAAGAUGGAGAAUUUAUAAUUCGAAAUGAUUUAGUAGAUUGUCAUAUAGAUAUUUGUUCACCAUUAGUUCCACAAAUUUUUCAAGAAAAUUUUGAUUAUCAAGAGUUACGUAGUGAUUUUUUAAAGGGAGUAUUAACUUCAGAUAUUUUAAGAAAAACUAUAUAUAUUUAUCAAACUGAUUCAUAUUCUGCGAGGGUUUAUGAUUGGAAUACUUAUGAUUCAAUAUCAAAAGAUAUAUUAGCACGUUGGUGUUUUCCCAUAGUACCAGAUUCUAAUUUAUUUGAUACAUCAUAUGUAUAUGAAUUUAAUAAUAUAUAUAAAGAAGAUAAAAUUUUAUUAGCAGAAUCUUGUAAAAUUGGUACAUCUACAGCAAUAGGAAGAAAUACUACAAUUGGAGAAGGAACAAGUAUAAAAAAUUCAGUAAUUGGAAGAAAUUGUAAAAUUGGGAAAAAUUGUAAAAUUUCAAAUUCAUAUAUAUGGGAUGAUUCAGUGGUGGAAGAUAAUACAAUCUUGAAUAAAAAUUUAAAUCAAAUUCCAUUAAAUUUUUAUAAAUUAACAAUUAAUGGAUCUGAUGAUUCAAUAGCAUCAUUAAAAAAGAAACGUAAUACAAGAAGAAGAUUAUCAACAAAUUCAAUAAUUUCAGAACCUGAAGAAGAUUUUUCAAUUGAAGGAUUUGCAACAGUUUCAAGAGCAAUAGAAAAUAAUCAUGAUAUAGAUACUGCAUUAUUAGAAUUAAAUACAUUAAGAAUGUCAAUGAAUGUAAAUUAUCAUGAAGUUAGAUCAGUUACAAGUGAAGCCAUUAUAAAAAAAAUCAUUGAUUAUAUAUCAACAGAAACUUUAAAACCUCAAGAAGCAACUACAAAAUUAUUUUCAAAUUGGGGUCAAAUGUUUAAAAGACAAACUUUUGGAAAUGAAGAUGAAAUUGAUUUAUUAAAUAUUUUAGAAUUAGAAAUUGAAGAGUUAAAUUCAAAUUAUAAUCAAAUUAUAUUAUUUGUUGCAAUAAAGACAUUAUAUGAUAUAGAAAUUAUUCAAGAAGAUAAUAUAUUAAAAUGGUGGGAUUUAAAUGAAAACAAAGCUGGUGAUGUAAGAGGUUUAACAUCUAAAUUUAUCACAUGGUUAAAAGAAGCUGAAGAAGAUAGUGAUGAUGAUUAG